CGCCAACGUGAUGGGGUUGUUUUCUUCAUGAAAUAGUAGGCUUUAGCAUGUGCUUCACCAUCGCCUGUCAGCCAAGCUGAAGCUCCAAUUCUACGGUACAGAGGGGACACGGCAAACUGGAUCAGGAUAAGUGCGUUCAUGAGAGAUCGAGAACAGGUUGUGUCAAUAAAUGGCACCUCUUCGUCUUGGGGCUAUCAUCAUCUGGAUCAAAGGAUAAGAACAAAUACUAGCAUAGAAGACCACCACUCUUCACCCACUACCCUGAGACAAGAUGGCUGAAGAAGCGGAGGAAGAUCGUCUUCAGGUGAUGUUCAAGAAGCUACGAGUAGACCCAGCUUGGUCUUCUGUGGGAUCUACCAGCCUGCUGGUGCCACACACAGAGUAUCCGAUUGACAGAGAAACCAAAGCAAGGAAAACUGGUCUUAGAAAGAGCAGCCUCCGCAGCACUAAACACAGGGUAGAGCCUUAUUCCACAAGCUGUGCAUUGACUGCUACAUUUGGUGAGCUCCCGUGUGCUGUGGAUAAGGGAAAGUGCUCCUCAUCAACCUGUCUGUGCGUUGAGAAGACUGUAGAAAGCAAGAAGGAGAACCCAGCCAGUGCUGAAACAAUCAAGACCAACUCUGAUCAGCAGGAGAAGGAAACCAACUCAAAAGAGCAGGCCUCUACAUGCAGUCAUAGACCUUACAUUGGCUUUGAGUCAAGCACUCUCAGAAAUCCCUUAACAAAGAUUUGCAUCAGGAAAGACAAGGAGAUAUUUGGUGCUACAAAUAAAGUCAAGUCUGUCGCCUCAUUCAAGACACUCGCAACCAUCGAAGAAGAGACAACCGAUACCCUACCACCGCACGAGAGACCUAGCGAGACCAGUUCACCUGUGAAGUUUGAGUGUAGCUGUAAGUCCACAGCCAGUAAGCACAACACAACUGCUGGAAAGCCCACUCGAAGACUGACCCGACACCGUAAAGCAAAAUUAGAAGCCCGGAGCCAAUCAUUUCAUGGCUCUCGCACUUUUGCCACAUACAGAGACAACACGAGGCUCUGUAAACUUGGGACUCCUGGUGCUGUACAAAAACCCUUGCAUAAUGCCAAAGCAGUGGUGAAAUCUAGCACCAUGAAAUCAGACUCGCCGCUCCAGGGCUGGACUCAGAACCUUGCCAACGUCAGUAGUAGCGCCAUGUCUUCACCUCCACGCUCUGAGUUUUCAUGCUCUCAGCAAGCUCGAUUCACUCACGACAUCUCAUUUGAUGAUACAACGGCUGACGAUCUGGCUGGGUACUUUGAAAAUUUGGUUUAUAUUCCUAAAAAGAUGUCCGAAAUGGCAGAAAUGAUGUACACAUAGCUCAAUAUCUGUUUAAAACUUUUGACUGACAUUAUUAUUUUUUUAAGUCAAUGAGUUACAUAUAGAGAUUGUGCAUACCAUUUAGCAUUAAGCUGUUUUCCUUUUUACUGCGAAGUCAAAGAAUGAGGACAAAUGUUUUCUUCUACUUUAUUUAUUGUAGUUCUAUCUUUUUUCUUUGUUUUCCAAAGUUGCAGCUUAAUGCUAAUCGCUGGGUCAUCGUGCGAUGAAGCAUAGGCUGCCCUUACCAUCCCCUCCCCUUAGCAACAGUUGUAGCCACUUAGUACAAAAAUGUCGUGCUAGGCCUUUUCGGGGGAAUAUUGUAACCAAAUUAAAAUAUCAUUGCUUUAUAUGGUUUUCUCCCUCAUUUUAUAAUAAUAAUAACGUGUUUAUUUUAUAGCGCGUUUUACAAUAACAUAUCAAAGUGCUUUAUAUAUUAGGCCUAGUGCCCUGGUCGUUUGACCAAUUAUCAUUCUUGUAAUCUUUCUCAGCUCCCUGUGGAUUAUACAGGCAGGGCAGACAGGUCAGGCAGUGCAGAUAGGUUUUUCAAACACAAUAUCAACCUCUACCCUCACAGGUAGACCCAUUUAUGCCCCUGGGUGAAGAGAAGCAAUUAUGGUUAAGUGUCUUGCUGGAGGACACAUGUGCCAUGACCAGGAUUCGAACCCACAUCCCGAUGACAAAACUGUCCGAACUUGAAUUAAAUGCUCUAAACUUUAGAAAUUGUUAUGAGUUAUUUAAUUCUGGAUCUUCAGAAACUGCGUAGAAUGAUUGUACAUGUAUAUUGUUUAAUUAUUGAGGACAAAUGUGCCAUGACCGAGAUUCGAACCCACAUCCCAAUGACAAAACAAUCAGAACUUGAAUUCAAUGCUCUAAACUUUAGAAACUUGUUGAGUUAUUUAAUUCUGGAUGUUCAGAAACUGCCUAGAAUGAUUGUAUAUUGUUAAUUUGAAUGUUCAUAUAAAUGCAGCUUGCCUGGUAUUUGUGUGAACAAUUUUAUUGGAAUUGAGUGUAAAAGAUUGAACAAAGCAUCAAUAUUUAUGAAAAUAAUGUGUAGAUUCAUAGACAAACAAAGUGGAUGUGUAUAUUAAUUAUUUAUUAUUUAGGUAUUUUAGAAUACAAGGUAAUACUUUACUUAAGUAAAGAAUGUUUUUAAACUGAAAAGUGAGAGCGGCUGGAUAAGGAAUUUCUGACAGUUGACCUUGUAAAAACAUCAAUUGGAAACAAUGGUACCGUUACAAUUUAUAAAGCAGAUGUAGGGCCUAAAAGCUCUGUGUUUAUAACAUUGUAAUAAAUCUGUAUUGUUUCACGCUUAAAA
Asterias rubens (European starfish) is the source of this 2651-nucleotide messenger RNA. Its product is annotated as oxidative stress-responsive serine-rich protein 1-like. Gene Ontology annotation, biological process: cellular response to hydrogen peroxide. The transcript has 4 exons. NCBI's taxonomy places the organism in Eukaryota, Metazoa, Echinodermata, Asteroidea, Forcipulatida, Asteriidae. The record is from RefSeq and is a predicted model, not a curated record. Bases 272 to 1336 code for a protein of 354 amino acids.